Molecule: messenger RNA, 2176 nt
Organism: Notothenia coriiceps (black rockcod)
Lineage: Eukaryota; Metazoa; Chordata; Actinopteri; Perciformes; Nototheniidae
Product: integrin alpha-4-like
Exons: 4
Coding region: 30-491 (153 amino acids)
Biological process (GO): cell-cell adhesion; cell adhesion mediated by integrin; integrin-mediated signaling pathway
Cellular component (GO): integrin complex; external side of plasma membrane
Molecular function (GO): integrin binding
Source: RefSeq, a predicted model, not a curated record
UGAUAAUGUAAUGACUUUAUUCUUUUUCUAUGUUUGUGCAGUUUUGUGCCCGUGAAGAUGAGCUGUGUGAGCGGUUGGUGUGUCGGCUCGGUACCCUGGAGGCGGGAGGAGAUGCCAUAAUCAAACUGGAGAUCAGACUGAACCCAGAUGUAUUACUGCAAGCUCCGGGUCGUCAUGGUGUCAUGAGGUUGGAGAGCACAGCGCUGAUGUCAAACCCCAGAGAAAGCCCUCACACCGUCCUCAUCCACGAACAACCAGCAGCACAGGUGGUUGUUGAGGCUAUUUUUACCCAGAAACCCUCAACAACUGUAAAGGUCUUCAUCAUCGUCGUCAGUUUAGUUUUGGGUCUUUUGAUCCUGGCUGCUCUCAUCUGGUGUUUGUGGAAGGCCGGUUUCUUUAAGAGGGAGUUCCAGAAAAAGGAGGAGGAAGAGUUCAAGAGAGACAGCUGGGACUACGUUCCUAAAAACGACAAAAGAGAGAGCACUUCCUAACCCCGACUCUGACCUCUGACCUCAGGAGGGAGUUCACAUUGUGACUGUGCAACAGAUUCAAUGAGACAUGUGUGCUGAUGAAUGGAGUGCUGUGUGAAAAUAUGGCUCUCCAAUUCAUCCAAAAGCAGUGGAAAGUUGCCGUUGAACACCGUCGGCCAAUGAAAUCUGUCCAGACUGAGUCAGCUGGUUUCAGACGUGACGCCCGUGUCACCGAUGAUAAAAUGUCUCAAGUGAACGCCUCCUGAACUUGAACUUUAAAACUAUUUUUAAUAAUGUGCCUUUACAAAUCCAGACAAGAUCAAAGACUUGAAAAGAAGGCAGCAAUGGAUGGAGGAAUAAUAAAAGGGAAGUUAACCUGAAUCAAUCAGAAGGCCUCAGAGCUUCCUGGGAUGCUACAUCACUUUUGACACUUAUUGAUGACCGCCAUUCUGACUCUCUUAAGUUGAAAAAAGCCAAAGGAAGAGACUUUCUGAUGACCUUUGAUCUCAAGGGAUGGAAACCUGGCCUCUGAUUGGCUCAUCACGCCUCGGCCACACUGCCUACCUGAGCAGCCAGUGUGCUUUUGCUUUCAUUUUGGUGCACAUGUUAACAGGUUAGAGCUGCCUCACAGCCCACGCCUCAUCAACUAUAGAGAUUUAAGUGUCAUUUUCUUUUCCUGCGUGAGACAAGGUGUUCCUGUCAAAAACAACAUAUUUUAUUAUUUGCUCGUCAUGGUAAAGCCAUUCAAUCAGUGUCAAUUUCUAUAUGUGAAGAAUAAGUAUCAGUUAAAAAGUAUUUAUUUAUUACUCAGCCCUUCCUCUUUCUGUUUAUAAUUAAAAGCCCUUCAAAGGUUUCUGUGGAUAAAAUCCCUUCAGGCUUUUAAUGUGAGAUGUUUGCGAGACCAUGUUGUGGAAAUUGCAGUGACUUGCAGGCUCCAUAAGUUGGUCACUAAAUGCAAACUCAAUGUAGAAAGAACGGGCUGCAGUUCAGAGAAGUAGCUGUCAGAGACAUGAUGAGGUAGGCCGUGCAUCGCUUUCUGUAGAACCUCCUUUUUAAGUGCAAGUCACAAAGACCACCAUUUUAUUCAGGCAUAUUUAAAUCAUAGAGCGCUUUCUUUAGGAUACUCAAAGAUUAUGUACGCGAGAAAUUAAAUAAUAUUUUUUGGGGUGAACUGCUCCUAGAUACAAGCUGAACUAUUAUUGUGAAAAUGCAGCAAAAUAUGCAACAUGUUGAGUCGCAGGGUUGAAUGUUGAAAGACUACUUGAAGUAAUGUUUGAUAUUUAAAAAUACUCAAUGAAUGCAGACAUCGAAGCCAGCCGCUACCUUCCCUUAUGUUUAUUUCAUACAAAUGCAAAUCACACAGAAAUAUCUUCUUAGUAUUUAAAUGAAUGAGUAUGUUUUUGUUUUUUGUGAAGUUGUUCUGCACUGGAGUCUCACUGCUUUUAGCAACACCUUUUUAUUAAAAUUAAGGAUUUUCUAUUUAAACAACAACUUGUAUCGUUUUCAUCAUCAUGAUUACAUCUGUUAAAAGACUGCUUUAUCAGAAUAAUAUAAUAAAAAAUGUUAUAUUCAAAUAUUACAGUCUUUGGACACUUUGGGCUCGUCGAGUCUGGUUCUGCUCAUCUGUACAAAAACAUUUAACAUAAACUUUAUAUUUUUGUGUUGGAUUCAAUACUUUUAACUUCCAGAAACUGGACAGGUUAAAA